AUGAUCCCUGGAUUUCUGAUUCUCGCCCGAGCUUGGAAUUAUCAAGUCUUCUCGAAUGAUGACCAGGACCCGAGAGAUGUCUUGGAAUCCGCAAUAACAAAGGCUCGCGCAUGGGCUGCAGCUCAAACGGUCAGAGACAUGGAGACUGUGCGUACGGAUGUGCAAGGGAGGCAAGUAUAUUCAGGAGAAUGGUGCCAAAUAGAUGGAGCAUGGAAGGAGACAGAGGUUCGAGCGGGACUUGGGUGGUACAAUUUUGAUCCGGAAUCGGGCUUAAUUUUGGUUGGGGCUACUAAUUUACGACGGGGCCUAUCCCCGUUGCAGACGGAACUGGAAGCAUUGGUUUGGGCCAUGCAAAGUAUGUUGGUCCAUAAUAAACGGCGAAUCAAUUUUCAAACGGACUGCACUGAGCUGGUGAAGAUGGUGUCUAAACCCGAAGCGUGGCCGGCGUUUGAAAUACUGCUUGAAGAGCUGGAGACGUGCACAAGGAAAUUUCAGGCGCUCUCUCUAACUCAUAUCCCGAGGACAAAAAACACGAAGGCGGACAAGCUAGACAUAGUGCUCAAGAUCAGCCUUAUGAUGUGUACUAUGUAA
Molecule: messenger RNA, 591 nt
Organism: Microthlaspi erraticum
Lineage: Eukaryota; Viridiplantae; Streptophyta; Magnoliopsida; Brassicales; Brassicaceae
Source: the annotation of a GenBank genome assembly